AUGACUCAACUUGAGGACUCCACGACGCGAUCGACGACCAGUGCUACACACGCCACGACCAAUGGAUAUGCAGAGAGCUGGGAGAAGGUAGGGCGCGCCACCAGCCCUGGACGGUUCGGAGACGAUGAUGGUGAUUGGGAGGACGAGGAAAUUAUCCAUGACACGCACAGGGACAACCCCAGCCCCGCUCGUCCCGCCAGUUCUACCGGCAACCACGCAAGUUCUCGUGCGACACCGCGCAGACGACGACGUCCUAUUCAGACGAGGAAUGGAUCGCGUGUUCAAGCAGCGCAAGCUCAAGCCCCGAUACCGCCUCCCCCGGCGCCCCAGCCAGCUAUUCAACCCCUGAGAGUGAAGCAAGAGCAAGAGCUGCAGCCGCCUCUCAUCGCGACCGAAGACGUGAUCAACGGAGCCGUGCAGGGUACAUUAUUCACCGCUCGCUACUCUCUAGACGUCUUCAGCAAAGCCGUCAAUUGGCUUAAGAUCCCGUUGGCUUUUCUGCUGGCUCUGUGGCUUCUAGCAAUCAUAUUCACAUAUGUCUCUGUACAACUCGGCUCUGUCUUCCGUCCACUUUGUAUCCUCCCGGGUAUUUCACGCAGUGCCAUGUGCCAACCUUGGGUCGUCCCUCCUCCCACUGGACGACGCGCGCAGCGAGCGGAUUAUCCAGCCUUGAUAGAUGCCCAGAGCAAGACCUUUGAACAGUUGAUGGAUGAGUCCGUUGGAGGCUCAGCAUUAUCUCUCGAAAUCAAGAAUGCAGAAAUGGCUACCAAGGAUCUUGUAUCCCUUGUCCGUAUUAGCAACAUGAAGGCGAAGGAUACUUUGGCGCGAUCGCUGGAAGAGUUUGUCUUGGAUGCAAAGAAGACAGGCAGAGGCUUGCAGAAGUUAACAGCCAAAGUUGGCGGAGCCGUCGACAAUAUCAUGGCGUCAAACGAUCAUGCUCUUCAUACCAUCGAAAGUGCACGAGCAAAUCCGCCUUCUCGCUGGGGUGAACUCAUACCAUGGGGUCCCAAACGCCGUACCACAGAUGAAAUCGUCACAGAAACCUUCGAAGACGCCAUGAACGUCCUAUCAAACAACAUGCAACGCCUCAUCGUCGAAGCGGAGCGUAGCUACCAAAAUCUGCUCGAUCUCGAAGAGAAGCUUGCUACACUGCACGAACUCCUCUCCCGCGAAGACCAGACCAUCUCCAAAGAGAAGGAGGACCUCCUCGCACAGCUGUGGACCAUCCUCGGCGGCAACCAACGGAAAGUGCGGAAUUUCGACAGCCACCUGGCGCUGUUGAAGGAGCUGAGCGUGUACAGGAAGCAGGCACUCGCUCAUGUCACCGCCGCGUUGAUGACGUUGCGCAGCAUGAGCGAGGAUAUGGAAGACAUGCGAGAGCGGGUGGCUGCUCCUGAUCUGCUGGGGCCGUCGGUGCCGGUGGAAGUGCAUAUGAAGAGUAUCCGGAUGGGAUUGGAGAGGUUGCGAGAAGGCAGAGUCAGGGCGAAGAGAUUGGAGGAGGAAGCUGUUCGUCGGAUUCUGAAUGGAGGUGUGGAGGGGCAGUGA
Messenger RNA from Cyclocybe aegerita, 1545 nucleotides. NCBI's taxonomy places the organism in Eukaryota, Fungi, Basidiomycota, Agaricomycetes, Agaricales, Hemipholiotaceae. The record is from the annotation of a GenBank genome assembly.